This is a messenger RNA of Galendromus occidentalis (western predatory mite), 678 nucleotides long. Its product is annotated as heat shock factor-binding protein 1. Lineage: Eukaryota; Metazoa; Arthropoda; Arachnida; Mesostigmata; Phytoseiidae. The transcript has 2 exons. The record is from RefSeq and is a predicted model, not a curated record. Bases 1 to 363 code for a protein of 120 amino acids. Gene Ontology annotation, cellular component: nucleus; cytosol. Gene Ontology annotation, biological process: cellular heat acclimation. Gene Ontology annotation, molecular function: transcription corepressor activity.
AUGGCGGACCAACAGCAGCAAGAGUUGAGGAAAAGCGUAACUCUCGAGAAAAAAGACACUAGUCCCUCCAACCAGAGCCAGAAUGGACCUAUCGAGCCCGGAGACCUCGAGGCGCUCACACAAUACGUGCAGGAGCUGAUGCAGCAGAUGCAGGACAAAUUCGCGAACAUGUCGGAACAGAUUCUCAGCCGCAUCGACGACAUGUCUCAUAGAAUAGAAGAUAUUGAGAGGAAUGUGACUGACAUCUCCGCUCAAACUGGCCUGGACUCGUCGUCCACUCCGACAAACGCCACCGCGACGCAAUCCGCCCCUCCCCAAGGAAAAGAGAAUAUCCCUGAGACAACCAAAGAAGAGAAACAGUAACGAUGAUCUCAUAUACGGGCGAACCUGAGCCAAGAUCCUCACGCACAACUGGUGGAAACAUUUGCCUUGCCGUUUACUUGGAGGAGUUCGUGUGAACCAUCAGAGAUUUGUGAGAGACUUGAAGGUCCCAGAUCCGAGGGAGAAAACCGGCGAAUCAUCCUGAAGCUGCCAGGGAGACUGUCGCUGGAGCAGAUCCUGCCUGAGUAUUCUUUGGUUCUCAGAAUAUUCCACAUCCUACAAAUUCAUCGCAACCACCGCUAAAGCCAUUGUUCGGAUGGGGACGGAUGACUACAAAUGUCCGGAUGUUGAGAGAAA